Messenger RNA from Diaporthe batatas, 1422 nucleotides. RefSeq lists its product as uncharacterized. The record is from RefSeq and is a predicted model, not a curated record. The transcript has a single exon. Gene Ontology annotation, cellular component: mitochondrion. The coding region runs from base 1 to 1422 and encodes 473 amino acids. Gene Ontology annotation, molecular function: GTP binding. Lineage: Eukaryota; Fungi; Ascomycota; Sordariomycetes; Diaporthales; Diaporthaceae.
AUGUCUCCACGAGGUAUAGCCAGUCUGCUGGCCAUGCCACCAGCCCUACGGCCAAUGUUCCUGCAGGCAGUCAUGGCCAUGCCCCGAUCCGAGUCUGCGGUGCCCCUCCGUACCUGCAGCCGCCGGCCCUACUCGUCGCGAUCGACCAAAGCUUCGCGCCCACGACGACCACCACCAUCGCCACCACCUUCGCAACCACCACCACCACACCCCCACAGCCGCGAUGAAGGGCCCCCACGCUCCUUCUCCUUCCAUCCCUCGCCCCCCACCGUCCAGCCGCCCAUCUCCCACCUCGUCUCCGAUACCCCUCCCCUCGGCCUGACCCGCUCCGCCUCGCUCUUCAGCAACCCCAAGUUCCUCUACUCGGCGCCGCGCUUCCUGCACCUGCCCAUCAACACGCGCACGCCAGAGGUAUGCCUGCUGGGGCGGUCCAACGUCGGCAAGUCGACCCUGGUCAAUGCGCUGGCCGGCCUCGGCGGCAAGCGGGCGGGCGCGAGCCACGGGUCCAAGAACAACCGCGCCGGCAUAGCCAUCACGAGCCCCAAGGCCGGCUGCACCAAGACCAUGAACGCCUACGGCUUCGGCCCGCCGCUGUCGGCCAGGCCCCUGACGCGGGCGGAGCAGGAAGCCCGCAAGGAGGGCGGCCGCGGGCGCGCCGAGCGCAGGUCUUCUGAGGGCCAGAGGAGGGAGCCCAUGCCCAGCCACAGUCUGAUCAUGAUGGACAUGCCGGGCUACGGCCUCAACUCGCGCGCCGACUGGGGGGAGGAGAUCCUCAAGUACCUCAACCGCAGGGAGAUCCUCCACGGCGCCGUGCUGCUGAUCGACGCGGUGGCUGGUGUCAAGCAGGGCGACAGGAUGGUGUUGGAGGUGCUGCGGGAUGCGGGGCUCAAGACCAGUGUGGUCCUCACAAAAGCGGACAAGCUGGUGAACGACACGGAUCGUGUCAUGUGGGAGAGCAGUGCGCCGCUGAGGCAGGCUUGCCUGCACAUAUGGGAGGAGAUGCGGACAGUGGAGAGGGCUGGCCAGAUGGACUGGUUCGAAGGUGACGGCUGGAACCCCGAGAUCUUUAUCACGGGCGCGGGUGACCCGAGGUUCGGGGGCAUGGGCAUCGAUGGCGCGAGGCUGUCAAUAUGCAGACUCGCAGGCCACGUUCCUACUCCCGCGAGGAAGUUCGAGGUGGCGCAGCCCGAGAUCGUGCCAUUCGACCAGCUCGUCUUCAGCACCUCUCCUUCGACGUCCACGCCGCCCCACAGCCAGCCUGCUGUCGAGGUACAAGAGGCUGAGGAGCAGAUUCAAGCGCCAGUAGGCCGUGGGCGGAUCAGACCAUGGAGAGCUAGAAAGCGCGUCGACCAGAUGGAGCUGAUGGAGGCGGCUGUAGAGCGGCCUCGAGCCAGGAGACGUUUAGGCCCGGCCUCGUUCUAG